This is a messenger RNA of Paramecium sonneborni, 1054 nucleotides long. The record is from the annotation of a GenBank genome assembly. NCBI's taxonomy places the organism in Eukaryota, Ciliophora, Oligohymenophorea, Peniculida, Parameciidae.
AAUGUUUCAAGAUUCUCGUGCAUUAUUGGAUCAAUUAUUUGGAAAAGAAAGAAAUGCGGUAGCUAGUAAAAGAAAAAAUGAUGCUCAUUAUUGGAACGACGAUGUAUGCAAGAAUAAUCUUGUAUCUAAGUGUUUCAAUGAACUUUGGAAGCAUAAAAAAUAUGAUCAUGAAGGUGAAUGUGAUAAGAGACAUGAUUCAUUCUUUAUUAAUGAAUUCACUAAUGAUAAGAGUAUGAAAAAGUAAGAAAGAGAGAAGAAAUAUAUAGAAGAUGCAAUAGGUUUAGUAUGAACCUGAUAAUUAUAUUAGCUUACAUCCAAGAAAAGUUAAAGGAAGUGGAUAAGAUCUUGACUAAACAUGAAGAGUAAGUUGAAUAAUCAAGUAAAUUGUAAGUAGCUGAUCGACCUAAAGAAAUAUAAGAUAGAUUAGACAAUAUGGAAAGAUAAAUAAAUCUAUUAACAGAUUAGAGUGAGAAAAUGGGAGAGUAGGGUAAGAUAGAUGAAUCUGAAAGAUUGAUUAUGGAAGCAGACAAUCUAAAAAAGGCUAGAGAGGAUGUAUUAUUAGCAUAUGAGGGUACAAACAACCCAUUUAAAACAUAUAAAAUUUGUGAGGUAUGUGGGGCAAGAUAAUCUCUUUAUGAAACUGAGAAUAAAGUCAAGUAUUAUUUAAUUUCUAAUAUUAGAACACAUUUAGAUGGAAGAAUUCAUUAAGGAUUUUCAACAAUUAGAGUAGAAUUAUAAAAGUUACAGGUUCGUAGAUUGGUAUUAGAGAAAAUAUUGGAUGAGGAAGCACGCAAACAGGAGUUCAAAGAAGAAAUAGCUAAAGAUAAAGAACAAGAAAAAGAUAGAGAAAGAGAAAGAGAAAAAUAUAAAGAAAAAGAAAAAUAUAAAGAUAAAAAAGAAAAAGAUAGAUCUAGGAGUAGAGAAAAUUCAAAAGAGAAAAGUAAAAAAAAAAGCAUUAAAAAAAAGAAGGAUAAAGAUAAAGACACAAGUAAAUCUAGAAAAAAUAAUAAGUAAUAUUGAAUAUCAUAUUAUUAGGAAACAUCAUAAGCAUUGA